This is a messenger RNA of Zasmidium cellare ATCC 36951, 276 nucleotides long. RefSeq lists its product as uncharacterized. The record is from RefSeq and is a predicted model, not a curated record. Bases 1 to 276 code for a protein of 91 amino acids. The transcript is spliced from 3 exons. NCBI's taxonomy places the organism in Eukaryota, Fungi, Ascomycota, Dothideomycetes, Mycosphaerellales, Mycosphaerellaceae.
AUGAAGACUUCUUUCAUCAUCUUCGUCGCCACCCUUUUCACCACGGCUCUUGCAGUGCCGCAGAAGUUAAAGGUCGGAAUGGGAUGGAGCCAACAUGUUGAUUAUUGCAACCGAGGAUGGGGUGGCGAUGGUUCUUGCGAGGCCGCUGGAUAUUACACUUUCUGCUGCGGCGACCCCACUAACGACGAGUUCCAAAACUCCAAAUUCCAUGCCUACGCCAUGACGAAUGGUGGCAGCUGCUUUGGAGGGGCGGGCACGAUCAUGUGUGCCGAGUAG